AUGCCGAGCCCGCCCCUCCGAGGGCUGAGUCAGGGUCGGGGCCCUGCCGGGACACGCUCGGGCCGCUGUGACACCCCCGGGCCACGCGGCACCGGCACCGGGACGGGCUCGGCGGUGACGGGGGAGCGUGGGCAGCUCCUGCCUUGCACAAUCCCGCCGGGAUUGCGGCUGGGAAGGAGCGUGGAAGGGCGAGCCGGGGGGAUUUACCCGGCGCUGCUCCGGGAUGCGAACCGGGAGUGGGGCUGGCGCCGCACUGGAAUCACGGAGGGCUGUUCCCCGGUGUCACCCUGCCACGGUGACAAACACAGCCCGGGAGGAGCGACCCUGGUGACAAAGAUCCCUGGUGGCUCCUGGGCUGCCUGGGGCUGGCCCGGGAGGGGACGGAGGUGGCCCGGGGGUGCUCCAGGGUGGGGGGUGGCCGCACUCAGCCCCUCCCGAGUGCCACCCCCUGUUUGUGUCCCCAAAGAUCUGUACACAGCCCCCGACUCGUGCGAGGGACGCUGCGGGGAGCCCUUCAAUGAGGAGGACGAGUGUCACUGUCACCCCGAGUGCGAGGCGGAGCGCAACUGCUGCGAGGACCACGAGAGGCACUGCGGGCCCGGUGGGGAAGGCGCCGAGGGCGGAGCUCGAGCCCGGGACGGAUUCUCCAGCAGCAGCGAUUCCAUCUCAGAGCGGGAGCUGCUGCAGCUCUCGGAGCAGCUCUACGGGCUGGACCACAACAGAGCCCGGCCCGGCGACAUCGCCCUCAACCCGCAGCACCUGGCGGGCCCCGACGAGACCGGCGACGAGCAGGACCGGUCCCCGCAGCCGCUCUACAAACACGUGAACGAGGAGCUCUUCUCCAAGCCCACCUACGCCAGCUUCAUCAGGCUGCUGGAUAAUUACCAGAGGGCCACGGGCAGGGAGGAGGAGGUGACGGCCGAGGAGCUGCGGGAGCAGGAGCGGUUCCUCGAGGAGGUGAUGAAAACGGAGCUCAUGAAGAAACUCUUUGAGUUCCUGCAGGGAAAAAACCGCUACAGCUCCGAGCAGGAGUUCCUGCAGGACCUCCAGCAGAUGUGGUUCGGUCUCUACUCGCGAGGGGACGGAGAGCGCGAUUCCAGCGGCUUCGAGCACGUGUUCUCAGGGGAGGUGAAGAAGGGAAAGGUGUCCGGAUUUCACAACUGGAUCCGCUUCUACCUCCUGGAAAAGCAGGGCGUCGUCAACUACUUCAGCCACAACUUCAACGGGCCGUGGGACACGUACCCCGACGUGCUGGGGCUGCAGUUCAGCUGGGACGGCUUCUACAAGGAGGUGGGCUCGGCUUUCAUCGGCUGCAGCCCCGAGUUCGAGUUCGGCCUCUACUCCCUCUGCUUCCUCGCGCGGCCCGGCCGGGCGUGCCACCUGAGCCUGGGCGGGCACCGCCUCAGCGUGCAGACCUACCCCUGGACCAAGUCCACCUACGGCAGCGGCAGGAGGUUCAUCGCCACCGCCUACGUGAUGUCACCCUGAGGGGCGAUGUCACCCUGAGGGGGGCGCGGCUGGGGGGCCAGCUCUGGGGUCGCCCCCGCGCUGCUCGGGGCGCUCCGGCCGCGGGACGGGAGCCCCACGCCGCGGGCCCGGCCCGGGAGGGCUCCGGGAGGGGCGGCGGGGGCCGAACCCUGCGGGGAGGGGACGAGGGGACGCCCCCAGACCCCGCCGCGUGUGGCGGGCCCGGGCUCGGAGGAGGAGCGGCGGGAAGGGAAGGAUUUGGCACGGAAAGGAGGAUCCUGAGCGGAAUAAACACUGCCCUGGCUGGAGGAGCGCUGGGUUCCGGGUGUCCCUGCAGCA
Molecule: messenger RNA, 1806 nt
Organism: Motacilla alba alba
Lineage: Eukaryota; Metazoa; Chordata; Aves; Passeriformes; Motacillidae
Gene: ENDOU
Product: endonuclease, poly(U) specific
Exons: 9
Coding region: 1-1488 (495 amino acids)
Molecular function (GO): RNA endonuclease activity
Source: RefSeq, a predicted model, not a curated record